CUCAAGGCGAUGCCCGUCCCCGACGCCUAAUCCACAUGCUUGAGUCGUACCAUUAAUCGCUUGCCGUUUAAAUAUAAAGCCGCGUGCUUGCGCAAUGGAUAAGGCUAAAAUUAAUAACGAGAUAAUACUUAUGCGGAAGGAUGUCGGUCAGGUACGAGGGCAGCUUAUUAAGAAGCUUACGAGGGAUUCUCUCAAGUUACGACAAAAGAAAGGCACGGAGGCGCAGCGGCUGAAAAACUUAAGAAAAGCGAAGAGAAUGAUAGCCGAGAUUCUUGAGAUUAAGAAAAUAAAGAAGGACGAGAUUACGAAACUCGUGUUGAAAAAUACAUUGGCAUUGAAUGAAGUUCUUGGCGAUAGCAAUUCAAAGCCACUGACUCGUAUUAUAGCAAGAAUUGGAAAUCACAAAAGCUUUUCGACCAAAAUAAGCGAAUUCAAAAGUAAGUAUCCUAACUAUAUGAAUUUCUUAGGGCCGGGAAGAAAGCUUAGGGCAAAGCUCGAACGAAAAGGCCUAUCGACGAUGGAAAUUAAUAGUAGCGAGGAUCCCGGUGCUAUUGUCGAGAAUGAUAAAUCCAAGGAAAUGGAGCGUACGGUGGCCGAUGAAGAAAGCGACGACAGUGUAGAAAGUGGCGAUGAUUCGAAUGGGAACGAUAGUAAAUGUUUGGAAAAUAAUGACAUAGGCAAUGCCGAUAGCGAAAAUGAAAGCGUAAUGGCAUCGGACUGCGAGAAUAAUGAUAUAAACGAAGAGGCGGUGGAAAAUAGAGUAGACGAAUCGGAGAGAGAAACAUCAUUGGCUGAGAAGUCAAUGAAAAUUAUGGAUAAUACGGAAAAGUUGAAGGAUUCGAAACCUGAGGUUACAAAGAAACCGACUGACGUUCUUAAAGCAGUUACUAAGCAAGCCAUUGUUAAAAGACUUGAGGAUCUGCUGUUAGAAGCUGAUGAUAAUUCUAAGUUGGAUGACAAUUUGGAAAUUAGUACAGAAUUUGUUGAAGAAAGCAUCGAUGUUAAAAGGGAGAUAGAUUCUUUCUUCUUAAUGGAAGAUGGGGAAACAAAUUAUUUAACUUUAGCAUCUUCUACGAAUAAUUCGGUUAAUGCGAAAGGCAAUUCUAACAAUAAUAAUACAAGUAAAUUUCACAGGCAAAGGUUUCAGCAAGAUAGUAAUAAUUCCUUCGACCGAAAAUUUAGGAAUAACGAUUACCAAUUCAAUUCCAAUAAAUCUAAUACAAAGUGGAAACAUCAAAACAGAAUCCCAGGACCGUACGAACGGGAAAACAGAAGAAGUAGAAGAGCCCUCAAACAUUUUAAUAACGAUUACAAAGAUGAUUCGAAUUCCGAUAAAAGAUAUUCAAAAUCUAAUUUUGAAGAAAAAAGUAAUAAUACGCCUUUACAUCCAUCGUGGGAAGCUAAGAGAAAACAGCAGGACAUUUUGAAGCAAGGCUUUCAGGGGAAAAAAAUUGUUUUCAGUGAUACGUAAAAUAGCAUUUAUU
Ceratosolen solmsi marchali is the source of this 1484-nucleotide messenger RNA. Its product is annotated as serum response factor-binding protein 1. The record is from RefSeq and is a predicted model, not a curated record. Gene Ontology annotation, biological process: maturation of SSU-rRNA. NCBI's taxonomy places the organism in Eukaryota, Metazoa, Arthropoda, Insecta, Hymenoptera, Agaonidae. Gene Ontology annotation, cellular component: 90S preribosome; nucleus. The transcript is spliced from 2 exons. Bases 95 to 1471 code for a protein of 458 amino acids.